AUGGGCCAUAACAUAUCAUCAAUCAAUGGUGUCAAGUCCGACAACUUCUAUGAGCAGGGCAAUGGGAUCAAUGAAAUCUGGGUGGACGACCUCGAAGUGAUCUCACGAUUGCCGUUCGGCGAUUCAGACCUGGGUCAAGCCGGUUGGCCUGCAGGCAACUGGCCGAAAAUCCCGUGGCAUCAGUUCAUAAUUCCACUCAAACGUGAUCUCAACUCCACCAGCAACGUCAAAAGGGUCAACGUUUCCAACAACACCCUUACGAUGACAGAAACCGUUGCUUGCUGCCCAUGUCUUAAAACCUAUCCGGAGAUCGGGUACUUCGGGAUUUACAAGAACUGGAACCCAUCCGCUGCUGUAAAUUUUGGGAAUGCUAUGAUGGCUUUUGGCUUCGUUGUGCUAGGAUCUCUCCUCUUUUUGCUCCAAUGGAAUGAGGUUCUCAUGGACUUGCAUGGAUUUAUGCCGGAUAACGCUGCCGUCAGUGCAGCAAUCAGCAAGCCUCCCAUCCGCGCUCAAAGCAGUAUGCUAGCCGUGAAAGAUCAAUCAGGUCCCGAAGUUCACUUCGAAAAUCAUAAGUGGGCUGUCAUCACGAUCACGACAUAUAUCAGCUUUCAGCUUCUCAUGAACAUGCUUCUAUUUCGCUUAUGGGGCUCAAAAGUGAGGAAGGAUACGGAUAUUUCGCGGAAUCUUGAGCAGAAUCAGAAUUCUGCUUUCCCUAUGAGAAAUCUAACUUCGGACAACCCCAGGGUGACUUUUAUUCAAAUCAGAGAGAUUGAGGAGCCCACAGCUGGAGAUGCUUGA
Messenger RNA from Penicillium longicatenatum, 798 nucleotides. RefSeq lists its product as uncharacterized. Lineage: Eukaryota; Fungi; Ascomycota; Eurotiomycetes; Eurotiales; Aspergillaceae. The record is from RefSeq and is a predicted model, not a curated record. Bases 1 to 798 code for a protein of 265 amino acids. The transcript has 2 exons.